AUGGAGCCUGAUCCGAGCCUAGCGCCGGACAGCAUUCCCCAAGACACCAUCCUGAAAGCGGCCGUUUCGCCUGAGCUAGUAAUAGACUCUAAAGCGGCUAUCGCGCCCGUGUCUCGAACGAGCGUUGGGCUCAAGGCCACGUCGGAGAAAAUCUUCGUGUCGGUCCGCGUGCGACCGUUGAACAGGAAGGAGGCGGCGAGCGGGGAUAAGGUAGUGUGGCGCAUUCAAGAACCCAACACGCUCCAUUUCCUGCAGCCGCUUCCCGAGCGCUCGCCGUACCCGGCUGCUUACACUUUCGACCGUGCGUUCGGUCCCGCGUGUCCGUCGGAUCGGGUGUACGAGGAAGGAGCCAAGAACAUUGUGCUGUCCGCGCUCUCCGGGAUCAACGCGUCGAUAUUCGCCUACGGUAUGACAAGCAGUGGGAAGACGUACACCAUGGAGGCCAUUACUGAUCUUGCCGCUUGCGACAUCUUCACGCACAUUCGGAAUAAUCCGCAUCGCAGCUUCCUGGUGAAGCUGUCAGCUAUCGAGAUCUACAACGAGAUUGUCCGGGACCUCCUCAACCCGGACUCCGGGCCCCUCAGGCUCCUCGAUGAUCCCGAGGAAUCAACGCGAUGUACCCUCACGGCAGCUGCAGGCUCAAGUGACCGUUUAAAACAUUCCUCUCCCGCCUUGCUCCCACCAUGCCUUGGCGUGCAGAGGGGCACGGUGGUGGAGCGACUGACGGAGGUGGGCGUGGAGUCCAAGGGCGACUUGCAGCGGCUGCUGGCGCAGUGCGCGGCGCACAGGGAGGUGGGCGAGACGUCUCUCAACGACGCCAGCUCCAGAUCGCACCAGAUCAUUCGCCUCCUGGUGGAGAGCUGUCCCAAUGCAAUGUCACCAGCGGCACUACCUCCAACCCCCCCACCGGCUAUACCCGUGCCAGCAGAGGCUGCUGCCACCCAAAUGCUCUCCGCCUCGCUGAACUUUGUGGACCUGGCGGGCAGUGAGAGGGCGUCUCAGACGCACGUGGCGGGCACACGCCUCAAGGAGGGGUGCCACAUCAACAGGAGCCUGCUCACUCUUGCCACCGUGAUCCGCAAGUUGAGCACGGGCAGCAGGGCCAAGGCGGGGCACAUCCCCUACCGGGACUCGAAGCUCACGCGCAUCUUGCAGCAGUCGCUGGGGGGCAACGGGCGCACAGCCAUCAUCACCACCAUCAGCGCCGGGAGGACCCACCUGGACCAGACGCGCAAUACUCUCGCGUUCGCGCUGAGAGCCAAGGAGGUCACCAACUCGGCGUGUGUCAACGUGGUGAGUGGCUCAUCUUUUCGCCUCCCUACGUCCCUCUCCCUUACUGGUCCCGCCAUCCCUCACCCUUACCGCUUCCUCUCCCCACCAGGUGGUGACGGACAGAGCACUGGUGGAGCAGCUGUAGGGGGAGGUGGCCCUGGUGCAGCUGCUUCGUCCUCGCUUCAUCCUCCUCACUUAUUUCCUGCCACCACCCUCCCUUACCACGUCCCUUCUUCUCCCCCAUCAGGUGGUGACGGACAGAGCACUGGUGGAGCAGCUGUGGUGACGGACAGAGCACUGGUGGAGCAGCUGCAGAGGGAGGUGGCGCGGCUGGAAAGCGAGAUGCGGCUGCGGCCGUCCCGAGAGCAGUUCCACCAGCAGGCCGUGCGCAUGCAGCAGUUGGAGGCGCAGCUGUCGCAGGCGGCGAGGCAGCAGAGCGAGGCACUGGCUCAGGUGCAGCACCUCACACACGCGCUCUCCGCUGCCUCCUCCUGCCACAGCCGCUCCCAAGGCGGUUCCCACGGCAGGCGACGAGCACACGCAGCCUGGCAGAGUGGCAAGGUGCACCCGAUCUCCAGCAUCAACGUCUCAGAGUCAUCCGAUGAUGAAGCGGACGGCUGGGAUCGCUUCACGCCGACCUGCUUCCCGGCAUCCAAGCCGUUGGACCUCGUGCUGCCCACGUGCUUCCCUGGUAGCUUCACCAGGCGACCCAGCAAGCAGCAGAGGGAGAAAGACGCCUCGUUUCAUGCCUCCGCUGCCGCCGCCACCGCCGCCGCUGCCGCCGCCGCUGCUUCUCCUCCUGCUGGUGUGGCUCAGCUGGCGCCAGGGGAAGGGGUGGCUCAGCUGGCAGGUGGGCUGGUUGUGGGCGGCAGAUGGUUGUCCUCUAGCAACAGUGGCUGCGAUGCUGCAGGGGACGGUGGUCAUACCCGUCGGAUCUCCAAGUCGAGAUUUGCCAGCAGCAGCAGCAGCAUGGGAGGGAGAAGGGAGAGAGGCGAGGCUGGAGAAGCGGCCGUGGGGGUGAGUGGGAGGGGAGGAGAGCAGCAGGCGCACGCAGCAAGGGGACGGAUGACAUGGGAGGAGAGCACAAGAGUGAGGGAGGGAGAGCGGCAGUGGGAGCAGCAUGAGGGAGGGGAAGCCGACGAGCGAGAGAUCAGCCAGAGGAGGAGCGGUAGGCUAGGAAGGGACCAGGGAGGAGGCUCGUUUGGCAGAGAGAGCGUGUCCCGCCAGUCGCUGCAGUCCCUCCAUUCUCUCCAGUCACUGGAAGCGUGGGUGGCGGGGGGCAGGGCGAGGGAGAGGCGGCGGCGGCGCAAGGCGGUGAGCGCCAAGGUGCUGGCGCUGAUGCACGAGAUCCAGCGCCUGGAGAAGCUGCAGGACGCCCUGGGGGACGACGUGGGGCGCGCCAUGGGGGCUCUUCAGGGGGAGAUGGAGCGCAUGAGAGCCAGGCAGCAGGGGCAGGCGCACGGGCACAGGCAGGGGCUCGGGCAGGGGCAGGGGCAGGGGCAGGGGCAGGGGCAGGGGCAGGGGCAGGGGCAGGGGCAGGAGAGUGAGAGUCUGUCAGAAGGCGGCGUGCAAAUGCCCCUCAGCCACCUCUCUGGAAUCCUGACGCCCCCAUACCACUGCGUGUCUGGACUUCUCACCCCCUCCUCCAACAUCUCCUCCUGUUACGCGUCUGGCCUCCUCACCCCUCUCUCUCACCAGCUCUCUGGCCUUCUCACGCCCUCGUUAGCCUCCCAGCCUGUGUCAGGCUGCUUGUCCACUGCUGGUGGCGCUGCUGCCAUCACUGCUGCCACUGCUGCCGCCACUGCUGCUGCCACUGCCACGGGGGGGAGUGCAAGCAGGGGGGCUUCUUGUGCUACUGUGAGCAGGGACGGGGACGAAGGGCGUGCCAGCUUGCUCCAGCUCCAUGCAGAGCUCUCGAGGCUCACAGUGAGAGACGAGAAGGACGCAGAGCGAGGCAGCAACGGAGCUUCUGCUGCUGCUGCCCCUGCUGCUUCUACUCCUGCAGCUGCUGCUGAUGAUUCGGCCGAAAAUGCAGCUGCCCCUGCUGCAGAGGGAGCGAGGGAGCUUCUAGCUGCUGCUGACGCUGGGGUUGCAGGGAUAGGGUUUGACAUGGGAUGCCUUGCGGACCCCUCUGCCAUGACCCGGUCCUCCUCCCAGGACCUCCAGCGGAUGGAGUUCCUGUUUCAGUCGGCAGCAGAGGUGAACGUGGCGAGCAUUCGCACGUACGUGCUUGAACUGAAGGAGAUUGUAGCGAAGCUGCACUACCAGAAGCAGCUGCUGGUGAAACAGGUGGUGGAGCUGGAGGCGGGUAGGCUAGGCGAGGAGGAAGAGGAUGAGAUGGAGGAGGAUGAUGAUGAGGAUGAGGAGGCAGAGGGAGGGGGAGCUGGGGACAGAGGCUGGGGCAAUGAGGAGGAGGAUCGAGGGAUGGGGAGAGCACAGGGGGGACGAGAGGCCAAUGGUAGAGAAAGAAGAGGGCGAUGGAACCGAACAGAUUCAGGGCAUGCUUCUGGAGCAGCAUGCAUUGAAACACCCGCCAACGCUCGUCCCCGACAGCAUCAGCCUGGCCUUCCCCCUUAUAUUGUUCCACACUUUGAAUCGGGGUUCAGGGAGGAGAUGAGAGAGACUGUGGUGCUGUGGGACCGCUGCCAGGUGUCGCUCAUCCGUCGCACGCAGCUGUUCCUUGUGCUGAUGCAAGGAGAGCCGUCGGAUCGGGUGUACCUGCAGGUGGAGAGGCGUCGGCUGCAGUGGCUUGUACAGCACGUGGGGGCAGAGGGGCAGGCCGCCAGGUAA
Molecule: messenger RNA, 4062 nt
Organism: Closterium sp. NIES-65
Lineage: Eukaryota; Viridiplantae; Streptophyta; Zygnematophyceae; Desmidiales; Closteriaceae
Source: the annotation of a GenBank genome assembly